AUGAUAGAAAACAUCGCCCGCGGCAAUGAAAAGGGAUGGAAGGAGAAAAUCCCUAACGGCAUCGAGAUUAGCAAUAUGUUCGAAAAACAGACCCUAAUGCCGUUAAAGGCCAGCAAGAGCAGCUUUUCUAGCUUCCAAGGAACCCCCGAGGGAUCCGGCGCUAGCCCCGGGUCCUCCGGAUCUUCCGGACCUAGGCCCGCUAGAUCCGGCCCCUCUAGGCCCCUCUGUCUGUGUGGAAAAUGGCAUUUCUAUGCUGACUGUUACUAUUUGAUUAGCUGGAUCAGACCUACUGGAUGGAAGGCCAAGGAAGACAUCAAGAUUAAGGUUAACAAGCAGCUCGAGGAGCCUAAGAUUAAGGAAUAA
Messenger RNA from Ilyonectria robusta, 363 nucleotides. RefSeq lists its product as uncharacterized. The record is from RefSeq and is a predicted model, not a curated record. Lineage: Eukaryota; Fungi; Ascomycota; Sordariomycetes; Hypocreales; Nectriaceae. The coding region runs from base 1 to 363 and encodes 120 amino acids. The transcript has a single exon.